Molecule: messenger RNA, 1137 nt
Organism: Pseudozyma hubeiensis SY62
Lineage: Eukaryota; Fungi; Basidiomycota; Ustilaginomycetes; Ustilaginales; Ustilaginaceae
Product: likely protein kinase
Exons: 2
Coding region: 1-1137 (378 amino acids)
Biological process (GO): signal transduction; endocytosis; peptidyl-serine phosphorylation
Cellular component (GO): nucleus; cytoplasm
Molecular function (GO): ATP binding; protein serine/threonine kinase activity
Source: RefSeq, a predicted model, not a curated record
AUGGAUCUUCGUGUAGGAGGAAAGUACCGCAUCGGUAAGAAGAUCGGCUCCGGCUCCUUCGGUGACAUCUACCUCGGCAUCAACAUCAUCUCUGGUGAAGAAGUCGCCAUCAAGCUCGAGUCCAUCAAGGCCAAGCACCCUCAGCUCGAGUACGAGGCCAAGGUCUACAAGACUCUGGCUGGUGGUGUCGGUGUUCCCUUCGUACGAUGGUACGGUCAGGAGUGCGACUACAACGCCAUGGUCAUCGACCUUCUCGGCCCUUCCCUCGAGGACCUCUUCAACUUUUGCAACCGCAAGUUCUCGCUCAAGACUGUCUUGCUUCUUGCCGACCAGAUGAUCUCUCGAAUCGAGUACAUCCACUCGCGCAACUUCAUCCACCGUGACAUCAAGCCCGACAACUUCCUCAUGGGUAUUGGCAAGCGCGGCAACCAGGUCAACGUCAUCGACUUUGGUCUCGCCAAGAAGUACCGUGACCCCAAGACCCACCUGCACAUCCCCUACAGAGAGAACAAGAACCUUACCGGUACCGCCCGUUACACCUCGAUCAACACCCAUCUCGGUGUUGAGCAGUCGCGACGAGACGACCUCGAGAGUUUGGGCUACGUGCUCAUGUACUUCCUCCGUGGCUCGCUCCCGUGGCAGGGCCUCAAGGCGGCUACCAAGAAGCAAAAGUACGACCGCAUCAUGGAGAAGAAGAUGACCACCCCUACCGAGCUCCUCUGCCGAGGCUUCCCCUCCGAAAUGGCCAUUUACCUCAACUGCUGCCGAUCCCUCCGCUUCGACGACAAGCCCGACUACUCGUACCUUCGCAAGCUCUUCCGCGACCUCUUUGUCCGCGAGGGCUUCCAGUACGACUAUGUCUUUGACUGGUCCAUCCAGCAGCGCAGCGAAGACGCCAAGGCCGAACCCGUGGUCAAGCAGCAGCAACAGCAGCAGGUCGUCCAGCAGCAGGCCGCUCAGCUGCCCCGUCGCAAGGUGCUGCCUCAGGAAGGUGAUGAGGCCGUCAACAACGGCAUGGACACCACCCGUGCUGCCUACGGCACCGCCCGACCCGCCGACAAGGCUUACCUGACUUCGCAGAACAUGCCUAGCUCCUCCCGCCCUCUCAAGCGCGAGGACCAGCCCGGCUACUACUAA